Messenger RNA from Alnus glutinosa, 1116 nucleotides. RefSeq names its product early nodulin-like protein 15. Lineage: Eukaryota; Viridiplantae; Streptophyta; Magnoliopsida; Fagales; Betulaceae. Gene Ontology annotation, molecular function: electron transfer activity. The transcript is spliced from 3 exons. The coding region runs from base 79 to 960 and encodes 293 amino acids. Gene Ontology annotation, cellular component: plasma membrane. The record is from RefSeq and is a predicted model, not a curated record.
ACCAAUCAAUAUCCUCAACUCCUGACAACACAUAAGAAACAAGACACACACAGAAACAGGUUGCAUCUAGACAAACUCAUGGCUAGAAUGAUCAGAUUAGCCAUUCUACUCGUCGCACUUUUUGCUGGAUUCCAAGCCACCGCUGCAGUGACUACACAUGUAGUUGGAGGCAGCACAGGGUGGCUGGUUCCCCCUCAAGGCCCCAUCUUUUAUGCUGUUUGGUCUGCCAAUCAAACAUUCAUUCUUGGCGACAUUCUGUUUUUUAACUUCACGACUGGAGAACAAGAUGUAGCCAGAGUCACGGAGCAGGCUUUCUUGACCUGCAAUUCAACAAACCCCAUCUCUCUUGUCAAAACUGGGCCGGCGAACUUCACCCUGAAUUCCACCGGAGCGUACUACUUCAUAGGGACCUUGAACAACAACUGCCUUAAUGGUCAAAAGCUGGCAAUCAACGUGACCACAUCUCCCGGACCUAUUCCUAUUCCUACUCCCAGAACUGUACCGGAAAAUUUUACCGUCGGCGAGAGAUUGGGAUGGAUCGUCCCACCCCUUGGCGAAAUCACGUACCUCACAUGGGCUUACAACAAGACUUUCAUCAUCGGAGACACUCUAGUGUUCAACUUUCACAAUGGAUCAGAUGACGUUGCCGUGGUGACAAAAGACGCUUAUAAUAUUUGCAACACUAGCACCAGUCUCGCCGUUUAUAACAACAGUCCGGCAGCUAUAACCCUGAAUACGACCGGCGAACAUUACUUCACAAGCACCUACAACUACCACUGCGAGUUGGGUCAAAAACUAGCCAUUAACGUGACCGGCACCGGCUCCGGCUCUAGCCCCGGCAGUCCAUCUUCUGGCACACCUGGUCCCACCGCGGCUCCACCAUCAGUAGGUGCAUCCCCGGCUAGGAUUUCCACUAGCUAUUUCCUCAUCGUCUUUACCAUUGCCAUGGCUGUCUUCUAGUAAUUAUUACUGGAUUUGUUGUUUCUGUAUGGUUGACUUAAUUUGUUCCUUGUUAUUUUGUAUCCAUUCAUAUCACAUAUGUUAUACGUGUAUACCCAGCUGAGGCUGUACUCAUUCUAUUAUUCAGUUUAUAUAUAGAUUCUGUUUUUGUAGUUA